Molecule: messenger RNA, 2286 nt
Organism: Lodderomyces elongisporus
Lineage: Eukaryota; Fungi; Ascomycota; Pichiomycetes; Serinales; Debaryomycetaceae
Gene: USO5
Product: Uso5p
Exons: 1
Coding region: 1-2286 (761 amino acids)
Source: RefSeq, a predicted model, not a curated record
AUGACACUGCCGAAUGUACAUAGCAAGAGACCUUUAGAAGCUAGGGACAUAAAUUCAAUGCACCAGUCACCUCCACUGAAGAGGCGAAAUUCAUUAGGAUUUGAAAUGGCUAGUGUUUCUUUUGAUCCACCACAAGAAUCUACCUUUGACAUGAGCGCACCAUUCUCCACCUCGGCUCCUGUUCCAUCUUUGGUCUUGUCUCAGAAUCAAAAAAAGACUAGGUUACCGCAAUUGGACCAUUCAUUAAGUAGUAGCAGCAACAACAACUACAACAACAACAACAACAACAACAACAACAACAACAACAACCACAGUAACAGCAACAACAACAACAACCACAGUAACAGCAACAACAACAACAACCACAGUAACAGCAACAACAGCAAAUUGAACAUUCAUGGUAGUAACAAAACAGUGUCUAACUUCUCUCAAGAGUAUAAACACCAGAUAUUAUCAAUUCAAGAACGGUUGGGCAACAGAAAUCAUUCUACAUUGAUCCCAUCGAGACGCGAGAGUUUGAUUUCGUCCUCUGCUCAUCAGAAACCCCAGAACCCACAAGUGUCACAGAACUUCCUAGUAAGCUCAAGAACUAGCGAACUAAAUAAUCAAUUUUACGCAGUAAAUGACCAAUACCGUGAAAAGCAACAGCAGGUAGCAAGGCUCAAUGAAGAUCUUCACAGAUUACGACGCAUACAUCGAAAUUUUGCACAAAAAGUAGAAACUAUCAAGGACGAAAUAAACCAAUAUAAUGUAAAGUUUGAGUUUAUGGAGGAAACAGUACUUAAAGCAGUUGCCAAUGAGGAAAAAUUAAUUGACAUAAAACUUGAAGAAAAUCAAAUCAAAUUGGAUAAUCAGUUCAGGGAGUUGGAAUUCGAGAUGAUGCAAGAAUUAGAUGAGGUAAAGAAAUUUGACUAUACCGAAUUAAAUAAACAAAUUGAAACAUUAAAGGAAGAGGUUACAAAAGUGCGGGAUACUAUCGGAAUGGAAGAAAAUGUAAAUAGAGAAAGAUACGAGCAAGAAGUGGCUAUAAUUGAGAAGGAACUGCAUGCUAAACUUGAGAGCACCGAAAAGGCACGCAAUGAUUCGCAAUUAAAGUUGGGUGUAAAGAACAGCGAGUUUGAACAAGCUAGAGAAGGAUAUCGAAAAGCUAGUACAGCAAAAAUAAACUUGUUAGAGAUGGUGAAUGAAACAAAAUCAAAAAUACGGGUUACCGAAGAGAUGAUGAACAAUUAUUCUCAAAAUAAGAAAACUUUGCAGGCUCAAUUAAGUAUUCUCAAUAAGCAACUUGCAUCUGAACUAAAUAAGGGUGAAAGGGAAGAAGCUGAAUUUGAUCAAUUAAAGUCUAGAUACGACACAAUUGCUCAAAAGAUCAAGAAACACGAUGAACAUAGACGCAUUUUAGAAAACUCAAUAAUGGAUUAUCAGCAUAAAGUUCGAGUUUAUGCCUUGACGGACUCUGAACCAGGAACAAAUCCGCUGCUCUUUAGCAAAGAGUUCAAGAUUGGGACACCUUCAUCAUUUAUCAUUGAUGAAUUUUCUCAUUUGGCAUGCAGUACAUUACGUGGCUCAAAUGUAACCAUUGUCACCCAAUGUGUAUCAGGUUGUACAAUAACUUCAAGGUUGAUACAACCAUUGUUGGACUAUAGUGCAUCCAAAAUGCAUAAUUGGGAUAUCUGUUUGUACUACCAGUGCGUGGGGAUUACUAAAGGUGCUGACUGCAACGACAACAGCGACAACAGCGACAACAGCGACAUUAUCGAAAAUAAUAAUACGUUGAGGGACUUGAUUUCAAACACCACAAUUGAUCAACGCUCUUUGUUUGAUAGUCAAAAGAUACCAAUUGAUAGAAAUGAUCAAAACAAGUCCAUCUUGCUGAUCAAAAAUCAGCCAAUCAUCGACGUCGAUAACGCUACCUUUGUGGUUCAUAUCAUUUCAGUUAAUGGAGUCAGAAAAGGAAAAGGAAAGAGUGGUACUACUGUACCUACUCUGUUUGAUACAAAAUUGGUCGUUUUGGACAUGUCUCAUGUCUCGCCCCUGCUGUCACAAGUUGAAAUGUUAACAUUGAUUGAAAAAUCUUUUACUAACCAGCUGCGACGUGUUAGCCAUGACAAUGCUGGUACCGAUAUUUGUGCGAAUGCUGGUGAGGCCGAGACUACAUUAGCAAGAUGGAUUCUGGGCCAAAGUAAAGUCUUGGUGCUUGCCGAGAUGAAACUGGAUAUAAUGGCCAAAAAAUUACGGGAUCUAAGUUUGACUACACUUUGUGCUAAGAAAUCUAUGGUUAUGUAG